Molecule: messenger RNA, 774 nt
Organism: Phragmites australis (common reed)
Lineage: Eukaryota; Viridiplantae; Streptophyta; Magnoliopsida; Poales; Poaceae
Product: NDR1/HIN1-like protein 1
Exons: 1
Coding region: 1-774 (257 amino acids)
Biological process (GO): defense response to other organism
Source: RefSeq, a predicted model, not a curated record
AUGGCAGACCACCAGCGCCACCACCUCUCGCCGGAACCCGCCGACUUCGACCACCACCACAACCACGAAGACGGGAAGUCGGUCCACGCCGACGACCUCAAGCCCGCCUCCCGCGGCCGCCGCUACAACUACGGCGGCGGGGAGCACCACCCGCUCCGCGCCGUCUGCUUCGCCGUCCUCGUCCUCCUCCUCGCCGCGGGGAUUACCGCGCUCGUGCUCUACGUCGUCUACUGCCCGGGCCACCCGUCCCUCGCCGUCACCUCCGCCGCCGUCCUCUCCAUCUACAACGCCACCCUGGGCGCGGCAGCCGGCGGGGCUGUCGCCGGGCCCGCGCCCACCGCGCUGGCCGCGUCGUUCCAGUUCACGCUCGUCAUCCGCAACCCCAGCGGGCGGUCCGCGGCGCGUUACGACCGGCUGACGGCGUACGUGGCGUACCGCGGGGAGGCCAUCACAGCGCCGACGGCCAUGCCGCCGCUGGUGCAGGAUGCUGGCAGCGCCGUGGCGGUGGCGCCCGUGCUAGGGGGAGGCGUCGCCGCGCCGGUGCCCGUGUCGCCCGACACCGCGGCAGCGCUGGCGAUGGACGUGUCGUUCGGGGUGCUUGCGCUCCGCGUGGUGGUGCUGGGCCGCGUCCGGUUCGUGUCCGGGCCGUUCCGGAGAGGGUGGCACUCGCUGUACGCGCGCUGCGACCUGCUCGUCGGCGUCCGCAAGCUGGGCAACGGGGGCGGCGCCGCCGGACCGCUGCUUGGCAACCCGGUCUGCAACGUCGAUGUGUGA